Molecule: messenger RNA, 2198 nt
Organism: Zingiber officinale
Lineage: Eukaryota; Viridiplantae; Streptophyta; Magnoliopsida; Zingiberales; Zingiberaceae
Product: protein phosphatase 1 regulatory inhibitor subunit PPP1R8 homolog
Exons: 3
Coding region: 385-1620 (411 amino acids)
Molecular function (GO): mRNA binding; protein binding
Source: RefSeq, a predicted model, not a curated record
GUUAACAUUCGAGUACAUCUUCUCUUUUCUCUUUUUUAAUCGUUUAUUAUGCUCGCAUUCCAUUUGCUUAGCCAUCCCAACUCCGCUCUCUCUCUCUCUCUCUGCUGCUUCCCAGAGAAACCCUAAUCGCCAAAUCUCUCCUGAUCGAUUCGAGCUUUUCGUGGACGCAAGCAUUGUGGAUUGGUAUCUAAACGAUCUCUCCUUGUUUGUUUUUUCAGAAGAAAACCGUUGUUUAUUUCUUCCGGGGUGUGCAAUCGAGUUUGGGAGUGGUUGUGUGAUUUCUAUGGAUUGGUUUUCUGUUCUUAUUGAAUUUUUAUAAAGGAUGCAUAUUUGGGAAUCGCUUGUAGACCAAGUGAGGGAAAGGUAAAUAGAAAAGGCAGGAAAAUGUAUAGAGGUGGUCUUGAUAGGUUUAAGAAGUCCCAGUCAUUGGAACCUUUCUCCGUCAGUGCAAGUUCAGCAGCAAAAAAUGGUUCGGCUUCUAAAGCGGCCAAUUCUCUGGUUCAGUCAUUCCAGACGCAAAAUUCAAGCCUAAAUCAUAUCCAGCAUCAACAUCAAGUUGCUCCUAUGUCUGUAGGAUCUGAAGCAGCAACUCCAGUUCCACAUACCACUCAGAUUGGCGGGGGGCAAUCUACCUGGCAGCCUCCUGACUGGGCAAUAGAGCCACGUCCCAGAGUUUUUUUUCUUGAUGUCAUUAAAGAUGGUGAGGUCAUUGAUCAGAUCAAUUUAGAGAAAAAGAAGCAUAUUUUUGGCCGGCAGAUACAGACAUGCGAUUUUGUGCUAGAUCACCAAUCUGUGUCUCGUCAGCAUGCUGCAGUUGUACCUCACAGAAAUGGAAGCAUAUACGUCAUUGAUUUAGGGUCAGUACAUGGUACAUUUGUCGCAAACGAGAGACUAACUAAGGACAACCCUGUGGAACUUGAGGUUGGUCAAUCUCUUCGAUUCGCUGCAUCAACAAGAAGUUAUAUACUGAGAAAGAACACAGCUGCUCUCUUUCCUACUCCUGCACUCCCAACAGGAGUUGAUCUACCAUCCCCUCCAGAUCCUUCUGAUGAGGAUGCUGUUGUGGCAUACAAUACAAUAUUAAACCGUUAUGGUAUUAGUAAGUCAGAUCUGUCCAACUUAAAGAGACAUUCAGAGGGUGUUUCAAGUGGUAGUUCUUCCAAAAGAAGAAAGAAAAUUAGAGUGUCAUUUAAAGAUCAGGUUGGAGGAAAACUAGUUGAGGUAGUUGGGAUAUCUGAUGGUGCAGAUGUAGAAACUGAACCAGGCCCUAUUGGGGUAAAAGAGGGUAGUCUUGUUGGCAAAUAUGAAUCCCUUGUACAAGUUACGGUUAUACCGAAAGGUAAGGAGCAAGUAACACAGAAGGAAGAAGGGACCUCUCCAAGAGGCGUCACUGAUAAGCUGCAGCAGGUAUUCAACAAAGUCAAAAGCACUCUGAAAACUGGAAUUUAUGAUGAUCUCUACGGCAAUGACUUUCCUGGUAAGGGGGGUUCUUCAUGGGCGUUCAGUUCAGAUGGACAGGUAGGAUCAACAAAAGAUCUAGGGGAAAAGCCUCCUAAUUCUGCUGAUGAAAAAGAAAACAGUAGUUCAGCAGCAGAUGAUAGUGAUGACCUCUUUGGGUGAUGUAGAUGUACUCAAUGAAAGAACUUUUGUCCACGGUACCAUGAUGUUCAGCUAUUGAAUGCUAUUCCUCUUGAACGGCCAGAAAAUCCCUGGAGUUGAAUGGCUUUGGAAGUUUUGAGAGAGAAGCAAGAAAAUCCUCUUGCCUACAUUUGAAAACAAAGUGUUGUUUCAGAUAUGAUAGUGCCGCCCUUCUGUUUUGCAAUUUGGGUGAUAAACUAUAAAUCUUUACAUCCCUUGUCUGUGAUGGUUUUCUCAGAAAUUCUGUUCUACAUGAUUAUCUCUGAUUGAAUGUUCUUCGAUACUGAAAGGCAGAAUAUGAGUUGCAGUAUAUAUACUGGUAUAUUGCUUCUAACCAUUUCUUGAUGCCUUAUUUUUGUUACUCUAGCUUUAACGAUUAUCUACAAUUACUUUAGACUUUCUUUUUUCUGCUCUUGAGCUCAGUUGUCUUUUGUUUCUCUUGCCUUUGUCCAUAUUUUUGAAACCCUUUUGGCUUUAGAUUUGAGAUUCUGACUGAGGAAGUGAAAAAAAAAAAACUGUAUAUACAUUAAUGAUAGAGCUCCAUUAAUUUUGUUUUGAGA